AUGAAUGAAAAUUGUGGGCCAUUUGUCGACAUCGACCACAUAGUAGGCCAACUCAGUCGGGGAGAUAUGAUUGAAGUGCAACGCAAUCAUUACAGCCAUUGGAUACUUUGCGAGACAGUCCAGCCAAUGGUCUGGUGUUUUCAUAUGACCUACUGUUCGGACAGUGAACAACCAGAAGGACUGUUCAGCACCGGUAUGUUCACCAGUGAUAGUCUGUCUUUUAGCGCCAAAGCGCUGCUUACUUACGAACCGUUAGCUAAUAUACUGAGAGACAAUGGUGGCAAUGAUGAGCCGUCAUUAUGUCGGAUAAAUAAUCAGAAAUCGGUUAUCGAUAGGAUAGCCCAGGAAAAGACUGAUAGGAGUAAUAUGUUGGACAUAAACAUGGAUCAGGUGUUCAAUACGUUGCAUUCAAUGAGGAACUUGCAGUUCAAAUAUGAUCUCAGAAAACUCAAUUGUGAACACUACUGUACGUACUGGAAGUAUGGUAUUGGUUGGUCAUCGCAGGUCAACACAGUCAAUGAUACAGUAAUCACCGGUACCGGUGUACUGGCCAUUGCCGGCAAAGUGGCCGCACAACUGCUACAGUAUACAGGUCACCAACAAAAUGCCAAUCUCUGUGACCGUAUGUCGGAUAAAAGCACCGGUAGUUUUAUCAAUCAUCACAAUCAAUGUUGCUAUCAAUUGAAAAGUAUUAACAAAUUAGUUGCUAAACUAAAAUUUAUGGAAAUGUUUUGUUUAUUGCCAUUCAAUUUGUUGUGUUGGCAACAAAUUACAGCAAUAGCCAAUAUGAUUUUACUAUUUGGUAAUAACUAUCUAAUGGCAUACCUGUCCUCAAAGUUUCAUCAGAUGUGCAAACCGUUAGCACGUAUUCAGUGGCGCCUAAAUAGUCGGUCAUUUGGCUUACGUUUUAAACUAAAACUAUUGGCAUAUUUUGAACGCCUGUCGUGUAAUCGUAAAAUCGGUUUAAAUGUCGGACCGUUUGGUGCAAUGACUUUCCCAAUGUUUCAAUUGGUUUGA
Molecule: messenger RNA, 1017 nt
Organism: Oppia nitens
Lineage: Eukaryota; Metazoa; Arthropoda; Arachnida; Sarcoptiformes; Oppiidae
Exons: 4
Coding region: 1-1017 (338 amino acids)
Biological process (GO): N-acylphosphatidylethanolamine metabolic process
Cellular component (GO): cytoplasm
Molecular function (GO): A2-type glycerophospholipase activity; glycerophospholipid phospholipase A1 activity
Source: RefSeq, a predicted model, not a curated record